UUCGUGUCAUUUUACCCCGCUGGGAAGGCUGUUUUUCUCUAUAUCUCGACGACAUUUAUCAGUUGAUCGCAAAAGGCGUUUAUACGGAUAUCAAGAUGACUUUCCCUCGCCGCCUGACGUUUGCAUUAUUUUUAAUAUGUUGCCUGCAACACGCAAAUGCUUCAAAUUCAUCAAUAAAUACGUCCACACCGCCGGCGCAGGCAAGCUCAUAUAUAACAGCACAGGCAAACUCAACUAUGACAGCACAGACAAGCUGUAUUAUGACAACACAGGCAAAUGGAUCAACAUCAGCUGUUUCCAAAACGUGUGCAAUGACUGCAGUUUCUACCACAACAAUAACAGUGGGGACAAAGUCCACUGCAGCCACAGAUGUAACAACCUCAACGAAAGCGUCCAACUCAUCAAGUGCUUAUGCACGCAUUACAAAUACGCCUGUCACAACAUCAUCUUCCAUGUCCACCAUGCAAAAUGCGUCUUUCAGCAUAGGUUCAGGGACUGAGUACUCGUUACCACAUUGCACAUCUUGCAGCAAUGGAGGAACCAUUACAGUGACCAUGUCAUGUAACAUCAAAAUAAAAGGUAGCGACGACAAGAAAUGCGACCGGGACAAGUUCAAUGGUACCAGCUGUGAUUACGUUACUUUGGCCAAUAAAAUGUAUGGCUGUGCUGAGGUGAAGAAGAAUUUCACGUACUUUGAGAAAGAACACUUGAAAUCUGUAAAAGAAUGUAAAGUCGUUUGCCAAGCCUCCGGCUCAGUGUUGUAUCCACACGUCGUGUUCAUUUUUGCAUCUGGCCUCGUUGUCAGAAUGUUAUAACAGACUCUGUGAUCCAUCGGCCUUGAAAAACUUGAAGUUUCCGGCAAGAAAAAUUAACGU
Molecule: messenger RNA, 875 nt
Organism: Stylophora pistillata
Lineage: Eukaryota; Metazoa; Cnidaria; Anthozoa; Scleractinia; Pocilloporidae
Source: RefSeq, a predicted model, not a curated record